CGCCUUCCUCUGCCCCCGCCCCCAGCUCCGCGCUGCAGUGCCUUCCCCACCGCGGCCCCGCCCGCCCCCUCCGAGCCUAACAGAGGGCGGUGGCGGCGGCUGCUGCUGGAACGGACCGGGAGGAGGAGGCGGCGAGGAUGGCGGCAGCGUCGUGGGCGCGGCGGAGAUGAGUGCCCGCGGCCCCAGGCCCAGGGCGGCGUGGCCGGAGUGGGCAGGGGUCCCGAUGCAGGCCCGAGGGGGGCCAUGGGGCAGGUCCUGCCGGUCUUCGCCCACUGCAAAGAAGCUCCGUCUACAGCCUCCUCUACCCCUGACUCCACGGAAGGAGGGAACGACGACUCGGAUUUUCGGGAGCUGCACACAGCCCGGGAAUUCUCGGAGGACGAUGAGGAAGAGACCACGUCCCAGGACUGGGACACCCCCCGGGAGCUGACCUUCUCGUACAUCGCCUUUGACGGCGUGGCAGGUGCCGGGGCGCGCCGGGAUUCAGCUGCACGCCGCCCCCGGCCCCAGGGCCGCUCAGUCUCCGAACCGCGAGACCCGCCCCCACAACCUGGCCUGGGCGACAGCUUGGAGAGCAUCCCCAGCUUGAGCCAGUCCCCGGAACCCGGGCGCCGCGGUGACGCUGACACUGCCCCUCCGGCCGAGCGCCCUCUGGAGGACCUGGGGUUCCAGUUAGACCAGCUGGGCUGGAAGGCCCAGGGAGCCGGGUACCAGGAGGACUCCGCCACCAGUAGUUCCACCCCGCUGGAAGACGAGGAGCUCAACGGAUCAGAGACAGGGAAAGAACUGGACCUACAACUCGGACUCGCUCAGCCCUCCCCGCCCGAAGUCUUGACUGCACAGCCUACUACUGGCUUUGGGACCCCCCAGGAUCGUACCCCAUCUGAAUCCCGGGAUUCAAACUCUUGGCCUGAUGAGCCCUCGCUGGACGAGAAAGAGGAACAGCCGUGGGGGCAGCUGGAACGGGAGCCAAUCACAGGGCAGUGCCUCGAUAGCACGGACCAAUCAGAAUUCACAUUGGAACCACACCUUCUAGGUAAACUGCUUGAGUGGAGAAAGGACAGCCUGGUUGUUACUGUUUACAAAGAGAGCCACCCCUUUUUGAAAGUGUCCCCACCUCUAUGGCGAGCCAUUGGCUGGGUACAGAGGGGCCCCGCCCCGCUACUCCCUCCUCUGGUUCCACUGAAGUGGGCGAAAUCCCCGAGAAGCAGCGGUGUCCGCAGCCUCUCACUCGGAGCAGAGAUGGGGAGUAAAGUGGUGGACCUGCUGUACUGGAAGGACACGAGGACAUCAGGAGUGGUCUUCACAGGCCUCAUGGUCUCCCUGCUGUGCCUCCUGCACUUUAGCAUCGUGUCUGUGGCAGCCCAUGUCGCCCUGUUGCUGCUCUGUGGCACCAUCUCUCUCAGGGUUUACCGAAAAAUGCUGCAUGCCGUGCACCGGGGGGACGGUGCCAACCCCUUUCAGGCCUACUUGGACGUGGACCUGACCCUGACUCGGGAGCAGACAGAACGUUUGUCCCAGCAGAUUGCCUCUCAAGUGGUCUCUGCAGCUACCCAGUUGCGGCAUUUCUUCCUGGUAGAAGACCUCAUAGACUCUCUCAAGCUGGCCCUUCUCUUCUACAUCUUGACCUUCGUGGGUGCCGUCUUCAAUGGUUUGACUCUUCUCAUUCUGGGAGUAAUUGGUUUAUUCACCGCCCCCUUGCUGUAUCGGCAGCACCAGGUGAGUGUGACAGACCCUCAGUUGGCAGUAUCCCAGCCAAACAUGGGUGGCUGCCCUCUAUAGUCAGGGUCCCAUUGA
Hipposideros armiger (great roundleaf bat) is the source of this 1797-nucleotide messenger RNA. RefSeq names its product reticulon 2 (gene RTN2). NCBI's taxonomy places the organism in Eukaryota, Metazoa, Chordata, Mammalia, Chiroptera, Hipposideridae. Gene Ontology annotation, cellular component: neuron projection; postsynaptic density; endoplasmic reticulum membrane. The record is from RefSeq and is a predicted model, not a curated record. Gene Ontology annotation, biological process: neuron differentiation; brain development; endoplasmic reticulum tubular network formation.